AUGUGGGAAAAUCGUCGUCACUUGUCAGUGCACGCCCACCUCGAACAACCCUCGUUUCCCACACGAAAAGUGUUAAAACACAAUGAGCCCCUAUACACAAUCACAAUUGUUGCAGAUCUGGAGAUCCUCUCAUCUCCAGAAGCGGAUUGUCCAUGCUAA
Messenger RNA from Drosophila suzukii, 159 nucleotides. The record is from RefSeq and is a predicted model, not a curated record. Lineage: Eukaryota; Metazoa; Arthropoda; Insecta; Diptera; Drosophilidae.